Sinocyclocheilus anshuiensis is the source of this 935-nucleotide messenger RNA. RefSeq lists its product as uncharacterized. The transcript has 3 exons. The record is from RefSeq and is a predicted model, not a curated record. Lineage: Eukaryota; Metazoa; Chordata; Actinopteri; Cypriniformes; Cyprinidae. Bases 120 to 935 code for a protein of 271 amino acids.
GUUUCCACUGCAGUUUAGUACCGCUUUAGAGUGGGCGGGAUUAUUCACAUGUCGUUAUAGUUGCGCUGCCUCUACUGCCGUGACAUCAUCGUAAACGCGCCACAAACAAACACACAACAAUGGAGCAUAUCGAUGGAAUGGUGUUCUUCAUUCUCGGCAUGUGGAUGUUUUUAACUGCAAGACGAAGGAGUUUGUUUCAAAAGAGGCUGAUGGCAGCCAAACGAAACACAGCUAAAAAAUACAAGAGAGUUCGGGAACUCUUACAACAACACGCAGACGACGACAACACUUGGUUUGCUCGACGGCGCGCAAGGAGCUUCCACAUUUCGCAAAAAAGUCGCCGCAACAGACCAUCUGUUUGGACAUUUAACCGAGCUUCAGAGUGGUGGGAUGUGAUUGUUCCCGGUUUUACAGACACUCAGUGGCUGGAGAACUUUAGAAUGUCCGAAGAAACAUUUAUCCACUUAUGCAACAAACUGCGUCCAGCGAUGGAGAGACAGGACACAAACUUCCGCGUGUGUGUACCUCUAAAGAAAAGAGUAGCCAUCGCACUGUGGAAGCUUGCAACCGGCGCUGAGUACAGAAGUGUUGGACAUCUUUUUGGUGUAAGCAUAACAACUGUGUGUCGGUGUGUUCAGGAGUUCUGUGCAGCAGCAGAAACCCUGUUGGUACCAGAGCAAAUUCGUUAUCCAGAUCAGGAAAAGUUUAAAGAAAUGGCUGCCUACAUUGAGAACAGGUGGGGACUCCCACACUGUAUUGGUGCUAUUGAUGGAUCACACAUCCCCAUCAUAGCACCAGAGGAAUAUCACUGUGACUAUUGGAAUCGUCGGUCAAUAAAGUCAGCACCUGGCAACCGCAGAGCUCCAGCAGAACUGAUUCAUCCGAAGAGAAUCCAGGUGUUAAUUAACGGCGGCCGGGCAGAAGGAGCCGGAUAG